This is a messenger RNA of Ectocarpus sp. CCAP 1310/34, 1986 nucleotides long. The record is from the annotation of a GenBank genome assembly. NCBI's taxonomy places the organism in Eukaryota, Phaeophyceae, Ectocarpales, Ectocarpaceae.
AUGGCGGGUGCUAUACACUCAUUCACGCAGUAUUGCUCGGUUCCGGCUGGCUUCUCACCGCAGCCAGAGUCGAUCGACGUCGCCCUCUGCCGCAGAGUGGCUGGCAUCUCGCGUGUCCCCGUCCCUUCGGUUAGCUUUCAGCUCUGUGGCUUAGUGGCAGCAACUGCUUUAGACCUCGCAGAGGUGUACUGUCCCCGAGAAUGUUCACGCGGCAAUCUCGAGAGUCCAUCAGGAGGGGACAACGCACUGACCACUAAGGAACAUCGGCCUGCACCAGGAGUGGAGCCGGCGAGUCAGUGGUAUCUUGUUGAUGAGCUAGACUCUGGUCUGAGCGGAAGGGAUCCGGGGAGGACUGUGGAAUGGAUGGCCUGUGCGAAGGGUGAGUCUGAACUAGCAAACGGUGUGGGUGGUCGCACCGCCGUCAAGGUUGUUCAAUGCGGUUUCAGCUCUCCGCGGACGUUGGCGUGGGAGACGACAUCGAACGGGUCAACAGACCCGCUUCCCGUGCAAGCCUGGCUCGGCACCGACCUGAACAACAAGUUCGCGAGUGCUCGUAUCGCUGUGAUCGGAUGCGGACGCCUCGGAAGGGAUGUAGCGAGGUGCUUGCUGCACACGGGCGCAUGCACAAAUCCUCGAGGCCGGAUGGUGUUCAUUGACCAUGGAGAUGAUUCUUCGAUUUAUACAUCUUCGUCGCCGGGCACAGCGCCUUUCCACGCCGAGUGUGACGUCAUCCAGGGCCGUGCGGCAGCACUUUGCGAGCUUGUAUCGGGGCGCAUCGACCCUGGUGGUUCGCGCAUGUCCGCUGUUGACGGUGCGGUUCAAGACACGGACACAGAAAUUGAUCUGUGGGAAGGAGUAGAUGCUGUUGUCAUCUGUGCUGGUCGCGGGAGUGGGAGGGAAGAAAGAAGGGGGCGGGGAGAAGGGGUCGAGGUAAUGGCCCCAUGCCGCACAAGUUGCCUCAUCUGCAGCUCCCACGGAGGGGUCAAGGACAUGAUUGAGCGCCGCACCAGCUCUAGUGUCGAGGCGAUGCCAUCACGAGACGGCCGAGCUCGACGAGCCCCUUGCUCGACCCCUGGAAACUGCUGCAGGGACGAAAGUCGAGGCGAAGCUUGGGCCCCCAAGGACCGCUGCUUCGGUGUAGCUCGCUCUGCAGUUGCCGGGGUGAUGGUAGCGGAACUCGCAAAAGUGCUAAAGCCGCGAUGUCGCCGUGACGAACUUCGAAACUGGACGCUCAAGGCUGAUAGCAGUUGCCACUGCGGCAACGGAGGCAUUCCUUCGAAAAGCUGGCGCAGUGGGGCUCAUGAUGACAAGACGAAAGAAGGCGAAAAGCUUCGACCAGCACCGGAAUCCGUCUCCGCGUCAGUCGAUCAACAAGCUGGCACGGCUGGAAGCACCCAUGUUCGAUCGGUUGUGACGUCGCCGGACCCCCCUUUGAUGGUAUUGUCGACGUCAUUCGACCCCUUUUCCGGAAACAGCCUUCGAGCUAUACCAGAAGGGUUCACGGAGUGGGGCGUAGAAGAAAUCCGUCCAUCAAUAGAGAUCAUCUCAACCCCAAGACUGCCAAAUGUAGACGUUGGCAAUCCCUUUUCUCUGCGAACACUUAUUUCGCUGGUCUUCGCUCGUUUCGGUGUCGAUGCCAAGAGCGUGGCAGCUGCCGCUCCGGGCUCAGAAUGUCGGGUAGGAUCUGGGGGGUGCCAGGAUCUGGGAGGGGCGUCUGGUGGGAAAAUUCUCUGGGCAGAGUGGGAGAAAGCUGGAGGGAACGAUAGUCGCCAGGAUGGACGUCGUACCGGAGGCGUCGUAUGCAAGAUGGAUCACAACGUGUUGAGUCUCUGGCAACAGCGAGUGCUGUCGUCGAGCACUCACGGUGAAGCAGGGAGACGAACACCGUGUGAACGGAAAGUGCCGCGGUUCUUAUUUUUAGAUGUCCGCGGGGUUAUCGGCGGGGAAAACGCCGUGCUCCCCGUGCUCAAGUAUUGGGUACGAUGA